AAGAACGGCACCGCACAACGUCGUCAAGAUGGUCAACGUUCCCAAGACCCGCAACACCUACUGCAAGGGCAAGGAUUGCCGCAAGCACACCCAGCACAAGGUCACCCAGUACAAGGCCGGCAAGGCUUCGCUGUUCGCUCAGGGAAAGCGACGUUACGACCGCAAGCAGUCGGGUUAUGGUGGUCAGACCAAGCCCGUCUUCCACAAGAAGGCCAAGACUACCAAGAAGGUCGUGUUGCGAUUGGAGUGCGUCAAGUGCAAGACCAAGCUCCAGCUGGCGCUGAAGCGAUGCAAGCACUUCGAGCUCGGUGGUGACAAGAAGACGAAGGGUGCGGCUCUGGUGUUCUAAGUGCUUUGUGUUUGGGGUCUCACGGUCACCAUUUCUCAUGCUUACCUGGCGGCAUUUGGGCAUCACGGACACUGGCGAAGGGAGGUACAUGUCCUCGGCUGAGGAAUGUUUCAUAGGGAGUGAAUCAAAAAAAAUCUCUGUGACUGCACCAACAGACUUUCCGCCAAUGUUUGGCACAAUGUCGUGAGGUGCUCCAAGGCCGGCGUCCGGGGUUGAGUCAUACCCAGGUAGCCAAAAGAUGGACUCAAGGCGGGGUGAAGGGUCUGAGGGAAAAGUUGACAAUUAUCAAAACUCGGGCUUGCUGUCUGUCUAUCUAUCUAGUUGGCACUACAUCUAGAAACCCUCUCCCAACAUGAUGGUUCUGCCACCUCC
This is a messenger RNA of Fusarium vanettenii 77-13-4, 721 nucleotides long. Its product is annotated as 60S ribosomal protein L42. Gene Ontology annotation, biological process: translation. The record is from RefSeq and is a predicted model, not a curated record. Bases 29 to 349 code for a protein of 106 amino acids. The transcript is spliced from 3 exons. Gene Ontology annotation, cellular component: ribosome; cytosolic large ribosomal subunit. Lineage: Eukaryota; Fungi; Ascomycota; Sordariomycetes; Hypocreales; Nectriaceae. Gene Ontology annotation, molecular function: structural constituent of ribosome.